UUCAGUCUAAUCUCUUUGAGGAUCAACAUCUGACCAGACUAAAGUUUCUUUUCUUUUCAUUUCAUUUCUUUACUUUAUUUUCACAUGAUUUUUCAAUCUGAAGACACAAAUGUCAUGGCACGAGGAUUUCACGCGAAACUUUUCCCGAUUCUUUUCCAGAAGUAAAGCUUCGCCGCUGGACAGAAACAAGAGUGAGGAGGAUGACGCAUCCACGGUCAACAGCAGCUCACACACACCUGCACAGGAGUUGCAGUUCUCUGACUUACUGGAUAGAAACAGUGAGUCACACGAGCAGGACGUCACGUGGGGGGGUGCAGGAGGGUCGGCGCUUGAACUCCCCCCCCUCUGUACUCCUGUCCCACACCUCGGCCCAACGGCGCCCCCUGCAGACGGCUUCUUCCGGCGACUGGGCAGCCUGUUCUUUUUCAGUCAGGCAGAAGCAGUCGAGGUCCAAACAGACAGACAGACGGACACAGACAGCAGUUGUCUGAUGACGAGAGACUCCCAAACCGACGCAGAGGCGCAGAAGACUGGAGGAAGUGUGGAAGUGUCUGUGUGUCAUUCAGAGGUUACACACACACAAAGUGAGGAACAAAGUGAAGAUCAUUGCAAUUCCCUAGACAUCAACUCCACCAUAACGCUCCAGGAGGAGAAAAGACGUCAUGAUCUAGCCUGUCCUCCCGUGGUGACAUAUGGUACGUACCGUGGACUGAGGGUGGUCAGGAAACAAAAGAAAUAUCGUUGCAUGGAUCUCCAUUCACCUGUUUCUGAGGGAGAGGAGAGUACACAUCCAGAGAGUCAUGAGCACACCCACAUCACUCUCACAUCAAAAACAGUGAACUAUGGUUGUCAGGAGAAUCCGACCUCUGUUGAUCCCCAUAUAUGUCACACAUCUGGGAUAGAAAGUGAUUUGACCGUAAGUGGCACAGACACAGAGACUAGAGAUGGGGAUCCGGCCAUCACACUCCCUCAUAUUGCUGAAAGAGACUAUGAUUUUCAAAUGAGCUGCGGACGACUACAGGGAGAGAUAGAAGAGAAACUGGCCACAGUGGAUUCUGGGAAGGAUGGGACACUCCUUCGAUUGGAGUCUGUAAAGAUGGUUGACAUCAUUCUGGGUAAUGCUUUUGUUGCUUUGGAAAGAAUGGAAGUACCUGACCCUGGGAGUGACAAUCUGGCAACUGGUGAACUUCCAGAAGAUUCAAAUCUGAUUGUGCUGGAAGGGGCAGCGGUUGGCAGUAAUGCGGAGCAGCAGUUUAGCGUGAUGCUGUCGGAUCAGACACCGUCUUUAGGUCUGGAGGAAGCCCAAGCAGCGAGCCGCAGCCACGUGGAGGGAUGCAGGUCCACGCCUUCCUCAGGGUACGAGUCCAUUGCCGGCUCUGACACUGACAUCAGAUUUUGUGUGGCCUCUGACAUCACCGCUAGCAAUGUUCCAAUCAGCUCUGAGCAGAAGGAGCAUGAUGCAAAUCAAACAUUACUUCAACAUUUUGCGGAAGAAAGAGAAAUGAACCGAAUCGCUGCCUGUAAGAGCGGAGCUGCUGAUGAGAUGUCAUCAGUGAACCUGCACAUUCUUUCAAAAACAAACAGCAGGUCAGAGCAGCCUCCGGGGAACGUCUCUGCACCUAAAACAGAACAAGAUGGAGGGAGAAACACAUCUCAGGAUACAGCCAAAGACUAUACAAUGAGCAAUAGACGCAGCCUGAAUAGUGACUCAUGUUAUGUUUGUACAAUCGAUACUGUUAUCUCAGUAAAUGGUGAGAGUCAAAGCAGGUCCGAACCCUUUAACCAUAGCCUUGCACCUGAUAAAGAGGAUUCUGAUAAGAAAGACACACCAAAGAUAUCAGAAAGUUUGGGGCUGUUCCCAUCUACACAAAGCCUUUAUUUAGGGGAACACGAAGCACCUCACUCGGGAAUCUCUGUAGACAAGUCUGUUAUCCUAUCAGCAGAUGAGCAUGUGUGGUCAGGAGGGCACGACUCCUCUCAGUGGACUUCUGUCAAAGCAUUUCGCUGUAAUAUCACGGAUGAUCAGAGCCCAGGGACACUCGAGGAGGAUUUGGAAUCGGAGCUCAGCUUGGACACUCCAGCAGAGGGUACAACAUCGGCUGCCUCUUCGGUCGGUAAAAAGAUUCAGUUUGACUCCCCAGGCCAUUCCGAGAACUGCUCUGCUUCUGUUCCCCAGCAUUCCCGACUUAUUGAGCUAGACCUCGUCCGUGUGGAUGGAGGCUUUGAUAUCAUCAGCGAGGAGGAGGAGAUGGACAGCCUGUUCGUGAAUGAAAUGGGGCCCAUGCACAGUCCUAGCACACGUAGAAACAAAAUGUACCCCUUCUCCCUGUCUCCCAUUUAUGAAGAGGAGUGUGUGCGUGAGGAGGUGUCUGGGAACGGGAUGCUCCAGGUUCCUCCGGCAAUGGAAGAGGAGCAGAGAAGCGUUGAGCAGCCGGCAUUGUCCGUUCUUUCCCUUCUGCAGUCUGUCAGUUUGAAGUUGCAGUCCAGCAUUCAAAGCGCUUCAGAUGAGCGUCACACAGUGUGUUUGGGAUCGGUCCCAAGACCCCUUUGGGACCACUACAGAGUAGACGGUGAGGAAGAGGAUGAAGAUAUCUCCAGUGGGUUACAGCAGCACCAGCAGCAAACUGAGACCAAAACCGUCAAUGAGGCGAACAGCGGGGAUGAGUUCUGCUCACACAUUGAUCGGACUGACGGUGAGGCUGAAGAUAGACUACAGGAAUGUGAUGGCAAUGUUGGAAAGAGUACCACAACGCCAUACUAUCAGUAUUUGACAUCCAGUGUAAUACCGUCAGCUGAGAGGGUACAUAAAGAGGCCAAACACUGCAGUGCUGGAUGUCAAAGUGAAAGUAACACCACCGUGAGGGGAGAGCUUGGUGGGUUUGGAAAGUUCAGUCCUAGACCCUCUAUUAUAUUCAUCUAUGAGGGUGAGUCGCUUAGCGGUGAGAGAAGAGCCAUCUUUGAUGAUGUGGAGGAUGCAGAGAAGGUUAGGGUUUCUCAUGGAGCUACGGUCCAUGCAGUAAAAGGAUGUUGGCUGCUCUACGUGGAUUCGUGGUUCUGUGGACCGUGUGUUCUCUUGGAAGAGGGUCAGACUGUGAGGAUCAGUGAAGAAACUCAACAGAACCCGAAGGAGCUCAAAGUACCUAACAGAACUGAGAUCACAUCCGUGGGCUCUAUCAGAACACUGUUGAAGGAUGACCGUGUUGCAGAGAUGCAUCUACAUGUCAACAUGCCUCAGAUGAGCGAUACGCUCCGUCUGUUUACUGCGACAGAUCUGAUGGAGCAGCAUGGCACUGUGUUUCUGUCCGACCUCUGCGUCAAAAAUGGAUGCUGGUUGGUUUACGACAAGCCUGGAUUCAGCGGUAAUUCUGCUGUUUUGGAAGCUGAAGGAAGGGUGACACCCAUUUUCCAUAAUUCCCCUGUUACGCGUGUGAAGAGUCUUCGACCGUUAAUAAGGGGUGGAUUGAAGGUGAUGAGGCCUCUCGACCCAAAGGUGAUAUUGUACGAGAAGCAGCAGUUUCAGGGACAGCACAAGGAACUGUUGGAUCACACAAGCAGUCUGAUGACCACAGAUGGACCGCUCAGCAUCUCUUCAAUACGUGUUCUGGGUGGAACAUGGGUGUGUUUCUCCGAAGAGGGUUUCAGAGGUCAUCAGUGUGUUCUGGAAGAAGGUCAAUACAGCAACUGUACACAACUUUUCAGCCAUACUGAGUACACCAUUAAAUCACUGCGGUACAUUCAGAGUGAUUUCUGGGAGCCUUCGGUUUGUCUCAAGAGGUCAGAUGGAGAAAUCAAUGUGAUGCAUGCAGACGUUCCUGAUCUGCGAGUGAACGGUCCGUCUGGUGAAGCACACAGCAUACACGUGAUGAGAGGAGCAUGGGUGGCGUACAGCGAGCAGGGUUUCACGGGAGAUCAGUAUGUUCUUGAGAAAGGACAGUAUCCUGGGGCUCUAAAGUGGGGCAGCGGGGUAAAAAAAAUGCCGCAGUCCCUGAGGCCGAUUCGCAGGGAGGUGUGUGGGAUUGUGAAACCGAUGUUUUUGCUACGUGCCUACACCCAGACGCAUUAUGCCGGUGAGUCCAGAGAGUUUGUGGGUGAAGCUCUAGACUGCGGCGUUCCGGGCCUCGUGUCAUUCCGGGUGAACAGAGGAAGUUGGCUGCUCUUCGAUGAGGAGGGUUGCUCUGGUAACCAGUAUAUCUUGGGGGAGGGGCUUUACCCUGACCUCACUUCCUGUGGAUGUGUAUCAACAGCCAUCAGGUCCCUAAAGCCCAUUCCAUACGUGAGUGAUAGUUUCACAGAUCUGUCCAUUAGUUUGUUCUCUCUCAGCGGCUUUAAGGGACUGGAGGAAACUUUAUUCUCUGACAUAGAUAACAUGUUUUUCAGCCAGUCUCUAAGAGUCAACAGUGGCCUGUGGGUGGCUUAUGAAUACAGUCAGUUUAACGGCCGUCAGAUGCUUCUGGAACCUGGAGAAUAUUCAGACUGGAAAGAACACAGUGGCUGGGACACAAUUGGAUCAUUGAAGUCUCUCAGACAGCCAAAAGUGCACAUUCAGGUACGGAAUCGAGCACUGGGCUCUGUCGUGACCACAGAGAACGUAUCGGAGGGUUCCUUUCCAGCAAAAGCCUUUCUGAGUCCUGCUGACGGCUCACUGAACACACAACGUUGGAUCUUCACUGAUGGUCUUCUGAAAAACACGAUGCGAGGGGGCUGUCUCUCUGUGAUUGGGUCAAAGGCCUGCGUGGGGGCCAUAGUGGCAUUAUGGGAAGAACAUGGACGCAUGAAUCAAAGGUGGAGUCUUAAUGAAGAUGGAAGAAUCUCGUCUCAUUUAAAUCGUAGCCUGGUGCUGGACCUCAAAGGUGGAAAUGACAGAGAUCAGCUUAUUUUGAGUCAGCUUUGUGUCAACAAGAGCACCCAAAUGUGGGACUUGGACGUGCUGUGAUGCUGAAGCUAUCACACGUCAUAUGAAAGAGUCAAGCUUGGCUUCAAACAGUAAUCCACUUUUUUGGCUACUCACCUCAAGCAGCAAUAAUUGAUGUGUAGCUGGUCUUGGAAAAGGCACAGGCCUGUUUUAAAAGUCACCGUUUAUAAGAGGGAACUGCAGCAAAAAUCUCUCACUUUUUUAUGUGAAGCACAUUUGCACUAGAUGAACCCCACAAGCUGGAGCUGCAUUCUGAAUAAAAGAUGCGACACCGGGCAGGAUUUUCAGUGCAGUUGCAAAUAUUUCAUCCGACAAACAAAACUAGUCACUUCACUGGAGUUGUUCAGGUAUGAGAUGACCAAGACCAAUGUUUAACCUUAACCAUCUGUUUAUGUGUACCCAGAUGUCAUGGUGAUUGUUUCUAAGCAGCAUUUUUAAUUCUAAAUGAAUUGUAAAAAUGUCAAAUAUGUCACACAAUAUAUCACAGAGAAAAUUAAAUAUGAUUUUAUUCAACUACAA
Triplophysa dalaica is the source of this 5431-nucleotide messenger RNA. RefSeq names its product beta/gamma crystallin domain-containing protein 3. The record is from RefSeq and is a predicted model, not a curated record. The transcript is spliced from 22 exons. NCBI's taxonomy places the organism in Eukaryota, Metazoa, Chordata, Actinopteri, Cypriniformes, Nemacheilidae. The coding region runs from base 110 to 4933 and encodes 1607 amino acids. Gene Ontology annotation, molecular function: structural constituent of eye lens. Gene Ontology annotation, biological process: lens development in camera-type eye; visual perception.